CACAGUCAACAAUGAAAAACACUACGGUGUUCCUUGCUCGAAGAAUACUAACAAAUGUCAACAACCCAGCUUCAAGACUGCGAUACUACUGCUCGCCACCCUCAUCCUCCUCUCCUCCCUGUAACAAUAAGCUCUUUGUUGGAGGCUUGUCAUGGUCGGUGGACGAGAGGUCUCUGAAAGACGCUUUCUCUUCCUUUGGGGAGGUCACUGAAGUGAAUAUAUUGUACGACAAAGACAGCGGUAGGUCUAGAGGCUUUGGAUUUGUUAAUUUUUCAAAAGAAGAUGAUGCCAGAAGUGCAAAAGAUGCCAUGGAUGGAAAGGCAUUGUUAGGUCGACCACUGAGGAUUAGCUUUGCUCUUGAAAAGGUUCGUGGUGGACCUGUGGUAGUCCCUCGCCUUUCAAAUAUUGGAGAUGUCACCAGUCGCAAUACUUGAACUUCCUGGUGAAAGGUAUGCAAGGGAACUAAUCUUAACCAGGACUUGAAGUUCGUCAAAAUCCAACUAUCACUGGCCCUGGGUUCAUUCACACACAUGAUACAUACAUAAACGGGAUGAUGUACUUUCAGCCUUCAAGGCUCUAAGCCCUUGAGAUUUCAAGAUGUACGUCGAACUCUCUCCUUGUUUCAUGUUCUUUCCAUCUUGGAGACCUAUUUAUUGUUUUCUAGUGGAGAUGAAAUUUUGGCUUUCCUGCUGAGAAGAGGUGUUAUAGAGACGUGACAUUUAAAGGCAAGGCAGCGAUAUUGAGGGCAACACUAUUUUAGUGGUUUUAAAUGUAUUUUUGAAUCGUUUGGAAAAUAAUUUAUACCAUAUAAUGAUUUUAUAACGAUUUUAAAAGCGUUGUUAAAAGGAAAAAUAUAUAGGUAUUGGGCAAA
This is a messenger RNA of Alnus glutinosa, 871 nucleotides long. Its product is annotated as glycine-rich RNA-binding protein 4, mitochondrial-like. The record is from RefSeq and is a predicted model, not a curated record. The transcript has 5 exons. Bases 12 to 434 code for a protein of 140 amino acids. Lineage: Eukaryota; Viridiplantae; Streptophyta; Magnoliopsida; Fagales; Betulaceae. Gene Ontology annotation, molecular function: RNA binding.